AUGUUCUUCAUUCACUUCGCAAUAUGCUAUUGGAGACUUUUCUCUCUCCCCCUCUCUCCCCCCUCUGCCCCCCCUCUCUCUCUCUUCAUCCUUUUCUCAGAUCAAUUUCCCCACCAAUCUCUUUCGUACCACUUUUUCUUUUCCCCUAUCUUUCUCUCUUUCUUAUCCUACACUCUUGCUUUCCUUCUUUCCUUUUCAUACUAUUCUCCGUUCCAUAAAUUCCUUAUUUUUCCUUGUCCCCUCCCUUCCGACCUGACCUGGUUCUGGGGAAAUUUUAUAUCUAUCUAUCUAUCUAUCUAUCUAUCUAUCUAUCUAUCUAUCUAUCUAUCUAUCUAUCCGAUUGUUCGUACCUAUCCAUCAAUCUAUCUAUCUGUUUCUUCAUCCGACUGUUCCUAUCUAUCUAUCUAUCUAACUUCUAUCUAUCUCUAUUUCUUCAUCCGACUGUUCCUAUCUAUCUAUCUAUCUAUCUAUCUAUCUAUCUAUCUAUCUAUCUCUAUUUCUUCAUCCGACUGUUCUUAUCUAUCUAUCUAUCUAUCUAUCUAUCUAUCUAUCUAUCUAUCUAUCUAUCUAUCUAUCUAUCUUCAUCCGACUGUUCCUAUCUAUCUAUCUAUCUAUCUAUCUAUCUGUUUCUUCAUCCGACUGUUCUUAUCUAUCUAUCUAUCUAUCUAUCUAUCUUCAUCCGAUUGUUCCUAUCUAUCUAUCUAUCUAUCUAUCUAUCUAUCUUCCUAUCUAUCUAUCUAUCUAUCUAUCUAUCUAUCUAUCUAUCUGUUUCUUCAUCCGACUGUUCCUAUCUAUCUAUCUAUCUAUCUAUCUAUCUCUAUUUCUUCAUCCGACUGUUCCUAUCUAUCUAUCUAUCUAUCUAUCUCUAUUUCUUCAUCCGACUGUUCCUAUCUAUCUAUCUAUCUAUCUAUCUAUCUAUCUAUCUGUUUCUUCAUCCGACUAUUCUUAUCUAUCUAUCUAUCUAUCUAUCUAUCUAUCUAUCUAUCUAUCUUCAUCCGACUGUUCCUAUCUAUCUAUCUAUCUAUCUAUCUAUCUAUCUAUCUAUCUAUCUAUCUGUUUCUUCAUCCGACUACUUUUUUUUCUUUCCAAUCUCAUACUAUUCGAACCAUUCCUUUUUCUUUCUCUCUUUUUUUUCUGUGUUGUUCUUUCUCUUUUAUUUUCUUUCUCCUCCCCCCCCGUCUUUCUCUCUAUUGCACGCACGAUUAUUUUCUCUUUCUCAAGUAUUCUCUUCGUAAUACUCCUCCUCAAUUUUGCGAUCUCCUUGACUUCUCCCGCACUUUUUCCUUUCCUUCUCCGAUACGCCAUCUUUCCAUUUUCUUACUCUCUCCAUCUUUUUUUGAUAUCCCCUUUCUUUUUCUCCUUUGUGAUAAAUGGUUUUUCUUUUUUUUUCUUUCUUUAUACUAUUGUCUUUAUUUGCGUCUUAUUUCUCUUUCCUUCUUUCUCUUUUUAUACUUUUUAUCACUUUUAAAAUUUCUCAACUUCUCUCUCUCUCUCUUUCUCUUUCUUUCUCUCUCUCUCUCUCGUUCUAUUCCUAUCACUAUUCUUUCUUCUCCGUCUUAUGUUACAAACACUAUAUACUAUCCUUCUUCUUUCUAUGUUUUUCCGUCUUUCUCUCUCUCUCUCUCUCUCUCUCUCUCUCUCUCUCUCUCUCUUUCUGUCCGUCUCUUUCCCUCUCUUUCUAAUAUUUCUUUCUUCUCCCCAGCUAUCUCUUAUUACUUCUAUCAAGAUUUCUGUCUACUUUUACUCUCACUAGAAGCACAACUUUCUUUCUUUAUCCCCCUCUCUAUUUCUCUGUCUCUCUCUUUCUCUCUCAAAUUCACUCACUAUCUAUCUAUCUAUCUAUCUAUCUAA
Messenger RNA from Acanthosepion pharaonis, 1851 nucleotides. The record is from the annotation of a GenBank genome assembly. Lineage: Eukaryota; Metazoa; Mollusca; Cephalopoda; Sepiida; Sepiidae.